Molecule: messenger RNA, 330 nt
Organism: Heterostelium album PN500
Lineage: Eukaryota; Evosea; Eumycetozoa; Acytosteliales; Acytosteliaceae
Exons: 1
Coding region: 1-330 (109 amino acids)
Source: RefSeq, a predicted model, not a curated record
AUGGAUAAACAACAACAACAACAACCAUCAUAUCAAAACCCAGAUUAUAUGGUAUAUAGAGAUCCAGCAACAGAAUGUGAAGAUUACAGAGGCGAUCAAAGUGAACUUUUAGUUGCAAUCGCAAUCUUUAUAGUUGGAUUUAUUUUUUGGCCAGUAUGGGCAAUCAGUUUUUGUUUCGUCAGAUCUACCCAUCUUGGAGCAAAAAUUUUGGGUAUCAUUUCUAUAGUCUUGUUUUUUCUAACUCCAAUAUUGGUUGUUAUUGUCGUCAUCCUCUUUUAUCACAAACCUCACAAUAUGGAUAAUGGUGGAGGAAGAAGAGAAUUACCAUAA